AUGGCGGUUACCAUACCAAUAACUUCUUAUGUUGGAGUGCCACGAGAGGAAGUUACUCCUGUCUUCAGAACGGCGUGCUAUCUUCGCUUCCGGAAACCUGAUGUGGAUAUGCUGUUGCAACAUGUCGAUACAUGGUUGGACCACACGGUCGUUUCGGCUCUGAUUGAAGCUGCACUUCGCCUACUUCCCCCAGCCAACACACCGGAAGGCAAGAUUGAAGCAGCGCAGAGAAUGCAAAAGAAAGCUAAAGAGGCAGAAACGGCCGAGGCGUCUUUCGUUGAUCGUGUGCGAAGUUUUGGCCACCAUAUCCUCACUGAGAGCGAGCAGAAAAAACUGCAACUGCGUCCAACGCCCAAUAUUCGAUUCUCAGAGCCUAUUAUGAUUGACGGAUGUCUAUGCUACUGGCUUGAGUACAAGAAUUUUUUCGGCUUCCGAUCAAACCCGUUCAUUGCCUCAAAGACCAUAAAGCAGCUGAAGAAAUAUGCUUCGUGCCUAGGCCCAGGAGCUGUGGUAUACAAGUUGGGAUUCAAGACAGGUCAUAUCGUUGAUACUAGGAUUCAUUUAUUUCGUGAGGCAGAAGCUCUUCGCUUCCUUGAGCGGACAGCUAUUGAUUCCACACUCGGCAGUGGCUUUCGGUAA
Molecule: messenger RNA, 639 nt
Organism: Aspergillus piperis CBS 112811
Lineage: Eukaryota; Fungi; Ascomycota; Eurotiomycetes; Eurotiales; Aspergillaceae
Exons: 1
Coding region: 1-639 (212 amino acids)
Source: RefSeq, a predicted model, not a curated record